AUGGAUCAGAGCAACGCAAGUGCUCCAAAGACCUUCAUUCUCUUGGGUUUCUCCAACCAACCCUGGCUGGAAAUGCCCCUCUUCGUAGCGGUGCUUGUUGCUUAUGUCUGCACACUGGUUGGCAACAUGUCAAUUAUUGUGGUAUCCAGGGUAGACCCUCUUCUUGACAGCCCUAUGUACUUCUUCCUUUCCAACCUCUCCUUCCUAGACCUUUGUUUUACCACAACCACCAUCCCUCAGCUGCUGCUGAACCUCUGGGGCCCAGACAAGUCUAUAAGCUAUGGUGGCUGUGUGACCCAGUUUUAUAUGUUUCACUUUUUGGGAGCCACUGAAUGCAUCCUCUUAGCUGUGAUGUCCUUGGAUCGUUACAUUGCCAUCUGCAAGCCCCUGAGGUAUGCGGCUAUCAUGCAUCAGCGACACUGUAUCCUCCUAGUGUCCAUGGCAUGGCUAAGUGGUUUGUCUAAUUCCUUGCUUCUGUCGUCCCUCACCAUCCAGCUGCCACUUUGUGGUAACAACCAGGUAGAUGACUUUCUGUGUGAGGUUCCAGUGAUGAUCAAGAUGUCAUGUGUUGACACCACAUUCAAUGUAGCUAUGCUCUCCAUUGUGGCUUCGUUCUAUGUCUUGGUUCUCUUGUCAUUUAUCCUUGUCUCCUAUGGGUUCAUUGUAGCUACUGUGCUUGGGAUUCAGUCCUCAGAUGGAAAGAAGAAGGCCUUUAACACAUGCAGUUCUCAUGUUAUUGUUGUGUCUCUCUUCUAUGGGCCAGUAAUUAGCAUGUAUGUUCAGCCCUCUGCCACUAGCACCCAGGAGAAAAACAAACUCAUGUCCUUGUUUUACAGUUUGGUGACUCCUAUGCUUAACCCUUUUAUCUACACAUUGAGGAACAAAGACAUGAAAGGGGCAAUAAGGAGGCUUCUUGUCUCAUUGUACCACUGGGGAAGAGAACAAACCUAA
This is a messenger RNA of Galeopterus variegatus (Sunda flying lemur), 951 nucleotides long. RefSeq names its product olfactory receptor 2B11-like. Gene Ontology annotation, biological process: G protein-coupled receptor signaling pathway. The transcript has 2 exons. Gene Ontology annotation, molecular function: olfactory receptor activity; G protein-coupled receptor activity. The record is from RefSeq and is a predicted model, not a curated record. Bases 1 to 951 code for a protein of 316 amino acids. NCBI's taxonomy places the organism in Eukaryota, Metazoa, Chordata, Mammalia, Dermoptera, Cynocephalidae. Gene Ontology annotation, cellular component: membrane.